AUGUCGACCAGUCAACGUGUUCGCGUUGCCUUCCUUAUCGCAGCAUCUUUGAUGAAGUUCCCUCAAACUUGGUCGAGAGCCACCGAGCCCUGGGUUGAGAUCCUCUCUCCUCAGCCUGCUCAGCUCUUUGUCGAAGGACAGUUCUCCUCUAUCAUGCUUCACUUCGUCGUCCAUGGCGUCGAGCUGGGAGCGGACUCAGUAGCGGCGCACGUGUUUGUCAUUCGCAACGCCAUAUCCUACGGGGGAGACGCCUUCAGAGGGAGGGAGGAGCUCAGAUCCUCUCCCCACCAUGUUGUGUUGGAGCAGGAGACCAAGCUGCAGCUCGAUCACCAGUGGCUGGACCUCGGGCUGCACCAGGUCAGGGUCCACCUGGUGGACAUGAAACAAGGGAGGGAGAUAGCGGAGAGCGCAUGCUUCUUCGAGGUCAGGCUGCCGGUGGAGCAGGAGGAGAAAGAAAACAAGGUUCCUGCUGAAAUCAUGACGGACGCGUUCGAGGACAAGGUGGUUGAGCGAUGGGACCAGACGAUGGGGGAGAGUGCGGAGGAAGUUCUUGCGAGGUACUCGAUGCUGCACCACGACAUCUUGCAUGGGAAGGUCCCGGAAGAGCAGAGGAGGUACCUCGUGCUCAACCAGCAAGCUGGAGGGUUGGGAAACAGGCUCGGGAGUAUCCUAUCAGGCCUUCUAUUCGCGAUCUUGUCCAACAGGGCUAUGCUGGUCUACUGGGACGUGUCCUCGUACUUGCAGAACGGGGAUGUGGAGCAUGGAGGGAUCCGGUGGAACUUCAAGGAUGAGGAGGAGAUUAAGGAGGUGAUAGGGAACGCGGCUCUCGAGGGGAUUCACUACACUGACAUGGGGGAGCUGUCGGAGUACCUGGUGUGCGGCCGCUAUGACACGUCAGAUGAUGCCUCGGCAGAUGUGUCUACCAUGACGACAAUAAGGAUCACAAACCCUCACUACUACAUUCCCCUAAUCAUGAGCAACCCCUUCUAUCGCCGCAGGUUGCUGAGUGUCUUCGGGGGGAAGCCCGCCCAUGUGCUCUUCAACUACCUGUUUAAGCUCGUGCCCUACUUAAAGGAGAAGGUCGACGCAGCAAAAUCUGCAUGGAAGGGGAAGCAAAUGAUAGGUGCAGAGCUGGGAGACGGCAUGGAGUUUGAAGAUGACGAGGAUGUUGUUGCCAGGUCUGCAAAUCAGACAAGCUCGAUCUUGCGGGAAGAUAACGCUCGAAGGCGACCUGGGUAG
Messenger RNA from Guillardia theta CCMP2712, 1239 nucleotides. RefSeq lists its product as hypothetical. Bases 1 to 1239 code for a protein of 412 amino acids. The transcript is spliced from 5 exons. The record is from RefSeq and is a predicted model, not a curated record. Lineage: Eukaryota; Cryptophyceae; Pyrenomonadales; Geminigeraceae.